Messenger RNA from Chinchilla lanigera (long-tailed chinchilla), 1330 nucleotides. It is a transcript of the gene Casp6, whose product is annotated as caspase 6, apoptosis-related cysteine peptidase. Lineage: Eukaryota; Metazoa; Chordata; Mammalia; Rodentia; Chinchillidae. The coding region runs from base 152 to 949 and encodes 265 amino acids. Gene Ontology annotation, biological process: apoptotic process; proteolysis. Gene Ontology annotation, cellular component: cytoplasm. The transcript is spliced from 7 exons. The record is from RefSeq and is a predicted model, not a curated record.
UCAGGGGCGUGGCUUGGCCAGGGGCCCUAAAUUUAGGAAGCGCACAGGCUGCCUAGCGCGGGUGCGGAGCGGGGCUAGGAGGAUCCCCGGAGCACUACAGGUGAGGAACAAAACAUAGCAGAAACAGAUACCUUCCUGACCAGACAGGAAAAUGGUCGAUCCGGUGGAAGAGUACAAAAUGGACCACAAGAAGAGAGGGGUCGCGCUGAUCUUCAACCAGGAGCACUUCUUCUGGCACCUGAUGCUGCCCGAAAGGCGGGGCACCAACGUGGACAGGGACAACCUGGCUCGCAGGUUUUCAGAGCUAGGAUUUGAAGUGAAAUGCUUUAAUAAUCUUAAAGUGGAAGAGCUGCUGCAGAAAAUUCACGAGGUGUCAACCACAAGCCACGUGGACGCUGACUGCUUUGUGUGUGCCUUCCUAACCCACGGCGAAGACGACCAUAUCUAUGCGUAUGACGCCAAGAUUCAAAUCCAAACCUUGACUGCCCAGUUCAGAGGGGACAAGUGCCAGAGCCUGGUCGGGAAGCCCAAGAUAUUUAUUAUCCAGGCGUGUCGGGGACAGCAGCACGACGUGCCUGUCCUCCCUCUGGAUGUGGUGGACCAUCGUCCCCCGGACACCCCGGAGAACAUCACCGAGGUGGACGCGGCCACGGUGCACACCCUCCCCGCGGGCGCAGACUUCCUCAUGUGCUACUCAGUGGCAGAAGGAUAUUAUUCUCACCGAGAAACGGUGUAUGGCUCGUGGUACAUCCAGGAUUUGUGUGAAAUGUUGGGGCAAUAUGGAUCCACGCUGGAGUUCACGGAGCUGCUCACGCUGGUGAACAGGAAGGUUUCCCAGCGCUCUGUGGAGUUCUGCAAAGACCGCAGUGCCAUCGGCAAUAAGCAGGUGCCAUGCUUUGCCUCCAUGCUGACCAAAAAGCUGCGCUUCUCGCCAAAGCCCAGAAAGUAGGGACGGCUCGGCCUCUGCAGCCCACACCUGGCCCUUUUCAUAUCAGAUGCACAGCUCCAGGUUCAGCUUCAGGUGUGAGGUCCAGCUGUGGAAGUUUCUUCCCCAGUAGAGAAACACUUUUCUCAUUUGUUUGUUUGUUUUUAUAUUUUCAUGUUAAAAAGGCUUGAAAAACACUCAGGAAAUUACAUAAAAAUCUACAAGCAUUGAGUGAUUUUUUUUUAUGUGCCCGAAAUAUCUAGCUGAUUGAGCUUGUACUGUGCCUUUUUAUAAAAGCUUCUUUUAUAAUGUUUUUAAAGACUUUUGGAAUCCAAGAAUGAGAUCGUAAAUUCCCUUUAGUAAGCUAUUUGAAGAUCAUGCCAUAUUAAACUUUUCUAGUUCAUA